Phodopus roborovskii (desert hamster) is the source of this 1393-nucleotide messenger RNA. RefSeq names its product cAMP responsive element binding protein 3 like 4 (gene Creb3l4). The transcript has 9 exons. Gene Ontology annotation, biological process: regulation of transcription by RNA polymerase II. NCBI's taxonomy places the organism in Eukaryota, Metazoa, Chordata, Mammalia, Rodentia, Cricetidae. The record is from RefSeq and is a predicted model, not a curated record. The coding region runs from base 92 to 1186 and encodes 364 amino acids. Gene Ontology annotation, cellular component: nucleus. Gene Ontology annotation, molecular function: DNA-binding transcription factor activity, RNA polymerase II-specific; RNA polymerase II cis-regulatory region sequence-specific DNA binding.
GGGGAGCAUGGCAAAAAGACUUCUUUAUCAUGUAUAAGGAACAAAUGGCCUCCUACCUUCUCUGACUACCCCACUACCUUCCUGCAGAAGCAUGGAACCCGGGUGCCCUGAGUUGCUGGAGCCCCCAGAAGAUAUCUUCUCAACAGGAUCCUUCCUGGAGCUGGGACUCAACUGUCCUCCAUCAAAGGGCCUUCAGAAGAGUGAACCUGAUGACUUCCUGAACCUCUUUAUUGAUCCCAAUAUGAUAUACUGCUCAGAAACAUCUCCUGGUAGCAACAGUGGUGUCUUUGAAGACCCUAGCUCCCCUGCCCAACAGGAACCCAGUUCCCCUGCCCUCUAUGAGGUUGUUUAUGAGGCAGGGGCCUUGCAGCGCACGCAGCGGGAAACAGGGCCAACCUUUGGACUCAUCUCCAUCCAGAUAGAUCAGUGGAGUCCUGCAUUUAUGGUGCCUGGUACCUGCACAGUCAGUGGGCUGCCCUCAGAUGCUCAUAGACACAUUCUGCCAAGAACCAGCACCACAGCCCCAGCACCUCCUGCUGCCCUGCUGUCCUGCCAACGCCUGUUCCUGACAGAUGAAGAGAAGCAUCUGCUGGGGCAAGAAGGGGUUUGUCUGCCCUCUCACCUACCCCUCACUAAGGCAGAAGAGCGAGUACUCAAGAAGAUCAGGAGGAAAAUCCGCAACAAGCAGUCAGCUCAGGACAGCCGGCGGCGGAAGAAGGAAUACAUAGACGGGCUGGAGAGCAGAGUGGCAGCUUGUUCUUCACAGAAUCAAGAACUACAGAGAAAAGUACAGGAGCUCGAGAGGCAGAACACCUCCUUGAUUGCACAGGUUCUCCAGUUACAGAAGCUCACUGCUCAGACCUCCAGCAGAGCUGCCCAGACCAGUACCUGUAUUCUGAUUCUCCUUUUUUCACUGACUCUCAUCAUCCUGCCCAGCUUCAGCCCCUUUCAGAAUCAACCAGAAGCUAGGCCUAAGGGUUAUCAGCCUCAUGGAGUGAUUUCCAGAAAUAUCCUGACUCAUACGGACAUGACAGAAAGGUCAGAGAUCCCAGCGGUAAAGUCCAAACUGGAGGUGCUACCUGAAGUCCCGACUGCAAAUGGCUCAACAAAGACACAGUUAAAGCUGGGAACAAAGGCUAGACCCACUGGGCAGAGCAGGGGAACUUUGCAUGCAGAUGAAAUGUAAGCUGACCAUUUUCCAGUCACACAAGAAUACACACAAGCUUCCGUCACUGUUUCAUCUGAAUUCCCAUUAGGUGUCCACACCCCUGGAGUUCUAACUCCAAAUACUCAAAUACUUCAGUCCUGAAUUUGUGAUUUUACUUGUUCUUUGGGGAUAGGAUCAAAGGGAAGCAAGUUUUAACUCAGAAAUAAACUUUCUAGCUAAAAUUCU